Molecule: messenger RNA, 2949 nt
Organism: Cinclus cinclus
Lineage: Eukaryota; Metazoa; Chordata; Aves; Passeriformes; Cinclidae
Gene: EVC
Product: EvC ciliary complex subunit 1
Exons: 21
Coding region: 1-2949 (982 amino acids)
Biological process (GO): smoothened signaling pathway
Source: RefSeq, a predicted model, not a curated record
AUGGCGGCGGCCGAGGGGUGUCUGCGGGCCGUAGGGCUGCAGUUCUGGGCGGACUCACUGCAGGCGCUGCCUGCCCUGCUGGUCCCCGCCGUGCUGCUGGGGCUGCUGCUGGGCGCCGCCGCCGCCGCCCUGCUCUGCCGCUGCGCGCUCGGGCCGCGCCGGGGCGGAGAGAAAGAUGAUUCUCAAAGACUUCUGGAAAGCUUCAGCACUGAUGAAAAAGAGCCAACACUGAUGGAAAGUAAAGCAGAACCCUAUACAUCAAAAGAGGAAAUGGUGCUGGAGGAAAGUGAGUCUCCUCUGAGCAGUAACAUCGCAGCAUUUGCAUUAAAGGCAAAAGUGAUCUAUCCCAUCAACCAGAAAUUCAGGCCUUUGGCAGAUGGCUCAUCCAAUCCAUCUUUGCAUGAGAAUCCAAAGCAGACAAUUCUGCCUCAUCAAGUGGUGGAGACAUCUAUGUCAGGCAGCCUGGGAUCCCUGAGCCAGGGAGACAAAGAGGACUGUAGUUCCUCCACAUCCAUACAUUCCACAACAAGCGAUGACAGAUUUCAGGCUCGAGCCUUCCUAAAGGUGGCCAGCUUCCCUGAAGUGCUAACAUGUGAGAGUUUUGAUGUUAAGCUCUGCCUUUGCAGUCUUACUUUAAAAGAUCUCAUGCUUCUUGAUACUGAACUCAGAAAAGAAAAACAUGUGAUGUUUACUCAGGUUUUCAAGAUAUACCUCACAGACUUCCAUCGUAGAAAGAAGAUUACUGAUGAUUUCUUGAAGAAGAUCCUUUUAAAUCAGGAAAAUGAUUUUGAAGAAUUACAGAAACAACUUGACUCGAGACUCCAGAAUACUGAAAUGUCAGGAGCCCAUAAUUCAGAGUUCCAGACUCUAGAAGACCUAGAAAGGAGGGAAAGGGAAUAUGCUGAGCACAUCAUAGAUAAUAUGGAAGCCUUCUGGAAGCAGACUGACAAAGCCCAGCAGGAUUUUUUGGACCAAUCAAAAUGCUCAAGUGCCAAAGCAACAAAGAUGAUGACGGAUCUGACUGAGAAGCUGAUUGCAGUAGAAAGCUUUUUAAGUGAAUCUCAAGACUUGCAGGCGAUGGACAUUCAGGAAAGGUUAUUCAACUGGGAGCUUAUGGUGAAAAUGAUUGAUUCACUGAAAUCCUCUAUACCAGAAGAGUGUAAGGGUAGAUUAAAUACUGUGUCAAAUAUUCUGGACCACUUAACUGUAAAGAAUAAUCUUUCAGUCCGUCGAAAGGAAGAACUUCUAACAGAUCUGCAUAAGGCCUUCUGGGAACAGCUGUCACAUUACAGUAAUGAAUGUAUGCAACAAAGUAAAGAUCUGAUCUUGAAACGGCUGGAGUGCCGUGCAAAGAAGAAGGAAGAGUUCAAACACAGAAAGGAAGCUGAACAAGAGAGUCUCCUCAGCAAAACUUUUCUUACUGAAGAUGUUAACAGUUUUCUCAAGGCUUACCACCAGCUGAUAGAGAAACACUGGCGAGCACAGUGGGAUCUGGAGGAGGAGGAUGACUGUGAGAGCACAGAGGCUGUUGCCGAUCUCUACAAGGAGCUGUACUCUAAGGCUUCCCAUGCUUUAGCAGAGUUGGUGACGGAGCUGUUUCUUCAGACCUUGCCUGUGGUGACCAGCCUCUCUUACAGAGAAUGUGAGCUUCUGAAAGAGGAAUGGCAGGAGAAUUUGGUUCCUCAGCUGGAGAAAUGGGAGAACCACCGCCAGAGACGCUGGAAGCUUUUCCAGGAACAGCUAUUGCAAGAAAAAGAACUCUGGAUAACAGAAUAUGCUCUGUCUGCCGUGAUGCAAAAGCACCUGUCAGAGAAACAAGAGAAGAUAAUUCAAGGUGUCGUAAACAGAUUAGGAUGCCUCAGUGAUGAGUCUGUUAGCUAUAUAUUGCAAAAGCACCGACUUCUGCUGUGUUCAGUACUCAGAAGGUUAACGUUCCGAAGAGUUGGAAUGGCAGCCCUGGUGUGCAUGCGACUGUCCAGAAAAAAGAGCUCGCUUCAGGAGCUGAGAGAGCAACAUACCCUGCAGAAGGGAUCCUCCCUGUGCCAAGAUGAGGACCAGUGGCAGCUACAGAAGGCAGUGGAAUCCCACAUUCGUGAAGAGGAGGAGAAGCUUGAGGAAGAAACACAAGAAACCAAUUUAGAAUUUCACCAGCAGCUAGUCACAGAAAUCCAAGAAGCUCUACAGUUUCUUCAGCAGCACAUGGAGCAGGUGAUUGGGCAGACAUUGCUGCAGUAUGCCCGUGGGGAAGCUGAAAGAAAGAGUUCAGAUGAUGGACAGGACUUCAAGGAGAGACUGGUGGAAUCUGCUGUUGAAAGUGUGUAUGGGACCAGCAAUAUCAAUAGACUGGUGCAAAACUACUACCAGCAAUUAGGAAAAAUCACAGAAGGCUAUGAAGAAAAAAAGCUUCAACAUCUGAAAUCCUUUCAAGCAGAAAGAAAUGAAAGGAUCAGACUGAAGAGUAAAGAGAAUGAACUGGCAUUGAAGGAAAAGCACACCAAAGGCCUCCUAAAUGUGUCAUCCACGGUCCAUCAGAGGGUCGUGCUACAGCAAAACAAGAUAUUGGCACAGUUUGAACUGCAGCAACAGUUUCGCCUGGAGUCUCUGAAACAGAAGCUGCUGGGACUGCACCACCUAGGAACGGAGUUGGAGAAUCAGCUAAGGGAAGCAGAGCAGGACUUUGUGCGUGAGUUGGCUGCGCUAACCCGAGUUCCACUUGCUGUGAAGAAGAAGCCUUCCAAAAGGAGCAAGCCAGCAGGUGAAAAAGCAAAUUCCAAAAGACAGACCUUGCAGUCACCUGAACCAGCAGAAAUAGACGAUUCUCAUGAAAAUAUUCAAGAGCCUCAUGGAAUAACUUCUGGCUUAUGCAGAGAGAUGCCACAGAGUUCACAUGAAGGGGAGACUGAACCAAGGAAAAACUCAAAGAUGUUAGAAAAGAAAGGCAGCAGGUAG